Molecule: messenger RNA, 2106 nt
Organism: Pestalotiopsis fici W106-1
Lineage: Eukaryota; Fungi; Ascomycota; Sordariomycetes; Amphisphaeriales; Sporocadaceae
Product: Serine/threonine-protein kinase nrc-2
Exons: 3
Coding region: 1-2106 (701 amino acids)
Biological process (GO): protein phosphorylation
Cellular component (GO): plasma membrane; nucleus; cytoplasm
Molecular function (GO): protein serine/threonine kinase activity; ATP binding
Source: RefSeq, a predicted model, not a curated record
AUGGGGUCCUCAUCGGCUGCUAAUUCCAGCAGUCGUGCUUCUUCGCCGACGCAACCUCCUCCGCCCGAGCCUCCGAUUAACCAUCCUUUGGCCGCUCAAACCCAUCCCGAUCAUCAACAGCAGCAGCAGCAGCCACCUGCGUCUACUGCUUCGACUGCCCGCCGCUUCGCCAACUUGAGGAUCAGACAGCGACUGGCAACAUGGCAUGCGCAUGACCACCACACUCACUCCACUGACGAUCUUGACGAAAACACCAUGCCGUCCGUACAGUCGCCGCGAGGCAACUUCAACCAGAAGUUGAAGAACUUCUUCAAAAUCAACAACGACUCAAAGUCAUCGCACUCUUCUGAAAAGAAUCAGGACUCGGGCGCGCCAAAACACAAUGAUGCCAAGAAUAAGGGGAACCGGAACACCAAGUUCUUCGCAACCGUCGGCCGUCUUAGGUCGACGACGACGGCCAGCGAAGGCAAUCCACUCGAUGAGGCCAUGAGUCCAACUGCUCACGCCAACCCCUACUACGCUCUGCAAGGGCAACCUGCUCUCCAGCACCACAAUGAUUUGGCUGUCCCGCCAAGUCCUCCUGAUACUCCGUCCCUGAAGAUUUCUGGCCCCGACAGCGCACAGGCGCACGCCUCCACAGCCACAAAGGAAGAAUUGGCAAGGAAACUCCGAAAAGUCGCAAGUGCUCCAAAUGCUCAUGGCCUCUUUUCCAAAGGCGGUCCCAAUGGUGAGCGCCCUGCGACUGCCGAACUCGGCAAAGAACCACUUGAGCACAGCUCCGAUGCUGUUGGUCUCGUGGAUAAGGCUGCUUCUACCGACAAUGGAAGCCUUGCCGUGCCUGAUAAGGACGGGCUCGGUGCUCUGCCAUCACCCGGUCUCAACCCGUUGGCCUUCCGGAGGACCUACAGCUCAAAUUCCAUCAAAGUGCGCACUGUCGAAGUCGGUCCCUCGAGCUUUGACAAAAUAAAGCUCAUUGGAAAGGGUGACGUUGGUAAAGUUUACUUGGUGAGGGAAAAGAAGAGCUCCCGGCUAUAUGCGAUGAAGGUGUUGAGCAAAAAGGAAAUGAUCAAGAGAAACAAGAUCAAGAGAGCUCUCGCCGAGCAAGAGAUUUUGGCUACGAGCAAUCAUCCAUUUAUUGUUACACUAUACCACUCCUUCCAGUCGGAGGACUAUCUCUACCUAUGCAUGGAAUACUGCAGUGGUGGAGAGUUUUUCAGAGCACUGCAGACACGUCCUGGCAAGUGCAUUCCCGAAGACGAUGCGCGCUUUUAUGCUGCCGAGGUCACCGCGGCGUUGGAAUACCUGCAUCUCAUGGGAUUCAUCUACCGUGAUCUGAAGCCAGAGAACAUCUUGCUUCACCAAUCUGGACACAUCAUGUUGUCGGACUUUGAUCUUUCAAAACAGUCGGACCCAGGUGGCAAGCCGAUCAUGAUCAUGGGCGGAAAGGGAAAUUCCUCAGCAAUGCCUGCGAUUGACACCAAAUCGUGUAUUGCCAAUUUCCGCACCAACUCCUUUGUGGGAACUGAGGAGUAUAUCGCGCCAGAAGUGAUCAAGGGCAGUGGGCACACAAGUGCCGUGGACUGGUGGACUCUUGGUAUCCUCAUCUAUGAAAUGCUUUAUGGCACUACGCCUUUCAAGGGUAAGAACCGAAAUGCGACAUUUGCAAACAUUCUCCGAGAGGAAAUCCCCUUCCCAGAGCAUACAGGAGCGCCCCAAAUCUCAAAUUUGUGUAAAUCUUUGAUCCGUAAGCUCCUCAUCAAGGACGAGACUCGACGAUUGGGAUCUCGUGCUGGCGCCUCCGACAUCAAGGCGCAUCCAUUCUUCCGUACAACGCAGUGGGCCCUUAUUCGUCACAUGGCCCCGCCCAUUAUUCCUCACAUUAGCAAAGAUAAUGAGACCAUCAACUUCAGAAAUGUGAAGGAGAGUUACAGCGUCGAUAUCAGUGGUACCAGGAACUCAAAUCUCAAGGGUGUACCUCUCGACAGCGGACUUGCAACUCCAGGAAACGAGAUCGUGGAUCCUUUUGAGGAGUUCAACAGUGUAACGCUACACCACGACGGCGAUGAUCAUUAUGGCAGCCAAAGCUCGAUAGAACCAGCGCGGUAG